Cornus florida is the source of this 1633-nucleotide messenger RNA. RefSeq names its product actin-like. NCBI's taxonomy places the organism in Eukaryota, Viridiplantae, Streptophyta, Magnoliopsida, Cornales, Cornaceae. Bases 306 to 1439 code for a protein of 377 amino acids. Gene Ontology annotation, cellular component: cytoplasm. The transcript is spliced from 5 exons. The record is from RefSeq and is a predicted model, not a curated record.
ACUGUACCUUAUUCUACUACCCAAAAACUGGGAAGUAAAACCCAGGUGACAGUUGUAUUGAGGAUAUGUCGCCUACAUGUGUAUGUGUCAUUAUAUACAUAGUAUACACACACUGAUAUACCAACGGAUGGUCGUUGGGGUUGGAGAGAGACCGAAUUUGUUGCACAUUUAAGGUGCAUUUCAUUUCUCCUCACAUCUCCUUCACCACUUCCUAUUUUAUUUUGAAAGGCGAGGCGAUUCUGGGACACAAUAUCUCUUUCUUAAGAAACGCCAUUUUAUAGGGUUUCAAGCGAAGGCAAUAGAAGAUGGCAGAUACUGAGGAUAUUCAACCUCUCGUCUGUGAUAAUGGAACUGGAAUGGUCAAGGCUGGGUUUGCUGGAGAUGAUGCUCCAAGGGCUGUGUUCCCUAGCAUAGUUGGCCGUCCACGUCAUACUGGCGUUAUGGUUGGCAUGGGGCAGAAAGAUGCAUAUGUUGGAGAUGAAGCCCAGUCCAAGCGUGGUAUUUUAACUUUGAAAUACCCAAUUGAGCAUGGUAUUGUUAGUAACUGGGAUGAUAUGGAGAAGAUCUGGCAUCAUACCUUCUACAACGAACUUCGUGUGGCUCCAGAAGAGCAUCCAAUUCUUCUUACCGAAGCUCCACUCAAUCCAAAGGCCAACCGGGAGAAGAUGACACAAAUUAUGUUUGAAACUUUCAACGCUCCUGCUAUGUAUGUUGCCAUACAGGCUGUGCUUUCCCUCUAUGCCAGUGGCCGUACAACUGGUAUUGUUCUGGACUCUGGAGAUGGUGUCAGCCACACAGUCCCCAUUUAUGAAGGUUAUGCUCUUCCACAUGCUAUCCUGCGUCUUGACCUUGCUGGGCGUGACCUCACUGAUGCUCUGAUGAAAAUUCUGACCGAGCGUGGUUACUCUUUCACCACUACUGCGGAACGUGAAAUUGUAAGGGACAUGAAGGAGAAGUUGUCAUACAUUGCCCUUGACUAUGAGCAGGAACUAGAAACUGCCAAGACAAGCUCUGCUGUGGAGAAGAGCUAUGAGCUACCAGAUGGACAGGUAAUCACCAUUGGUGCUGAGCGCUUCCGAUGCCCUGAAGUCCUUUUCCAGCCAUCUAUGAUCGGAAUGGAAGCUGCUGGUAUUCAUGAGACUACUUACAACUCUAUAAUGAAAUGUGAUGUCGAUAUUAGGAAGGAUCUCUAUGGAAACAUUGUACUAAGUGGUGGGUCCACUAUGUUCCCUGGUAUUGCCGACAGAAUGAGCAAGGAAAUAACCGCGUUAGCACCUAGCAGCAUGAAGAUUAAGGUGGUGGCACCACCCGAAAGGAAGUACAGUGUCUGGAUUGGAGGCUCCAUCUUGGCAUCUCUCAGUACUUUCCAGCAGAUGUGGAUAGCAAAGGCAGAAUACGAUGAGUCUGGUCCUUCAAUUGUUCACAGGAAAUGUUUCUGAUCGCUAGCGAGAAAAGCACAGAUGGACCGAGUACUGAUAUUGGUUUGGAAAAAAAAUGCUGCUUGCAUUCUUUUUCUUUGGUUCAACCUUCUUUACUUUCUCAUUAUUCUAAUAUCUGGACAAUGACCUUUAGAGGGCAGGCGAUUUGCUUGAAUGUUUCCAAUUUUGAAUGAAUGAAUAUUUUAAAAUUAUAA